GGUCACAGUAAACCUUUGAACACAAGCAGACAGUUAUAUCACAAUAUACCUGUAUAUAAUGUAUUAUGUUAUAAUAGAUUAGAUUACUGUUGGCAAGUCCAGUCCAUUUUAUGUGCAUGUGUGCAUUUUAGGCACACAUUUAAAGGAUUUGAAAACAGAGGAGACGCCAAUGAAUCCAAUUAUUUUGAAGCACAAAAGCGGAAAUGAACACUGCGCUAUUGCUGUGUUUUGCGUUCACUGGCAGAACAGUGCUCUCUGGCAUCCAUCCUGAUAUGAGCAAACAGUGUGAGAAAGUCAGCCUUGCAGCUCAGGUCUCAUGUCAACACUGGAAUUGAUGAAAAAGGACUGUUUUGCAUCAAGGACACUGUCCUCUGCUUCUUUAAAAAGAAGAUUUAUCAGAAAGAGGAGAGUCGCUCCAAGGGCCAACUCUAAGGAUGUGAACACAGAAUGUCAGCUGUGCAGGUGUUCCAUAUUGUCCAAAUCUGGCAGUGGGCGUAUGGUUCGACGGAUUCUAACGGCGUGCCUGCUCUCUUUCCUGGCCCUGCUUGGUUCUGUAUCCAUCGACCUCAGCUCCAACUUUGACCUGCUCCACUCCGCACAAGCUGCUUAUGAAGAGCUGACUUCAUGCAGGGCCGUAGUCAUCUCGCACCUCCUCGACAAGCUUCAAAUGAUGCGCCACCUGUUAAGAAAAGACAUGGCGAACGAGGCAUUCGGUGCUAACGCUUCUGCGGGUUUAUCUCCCGUGUUUGAUCUCUGUGGUGAGAUAGUGGCUCACAGUGAUGGCUAUGGGCUACCGUGCGAUGGUGAGGUGGCUGCAAUAUGCCGGGAGUUGGAGAGGAGUGUUCAUGGAUUACUUAAUGCUUCAUUCGAUAAUGAAACAAGUGAAAACCACACGUCUGCUCUGUCUGUGUUCAUUGGAGGACUUUUUGAUAUGUGGGGAACAGUAGAAGAUACUUUAAGCAAAGCCAAACACGACUCGAACUGGAGAGAUGUUCUUGCUGCAAGGCUUCUGCUCAUAUUCAAAGAGCUCAACUACCAGCUGAUGGACUUCCCCCACAUGGCUGAUCUACCUGACUUCCAGGACAAGUGGAUUUUUUUGUUAAAGCACUUAAGCUUUGCUGCAGUUCUGACAGAACAACUGAAUGACUGCUGGUUAGAGAACAUAGACCAAAAAUUUAACUCACGCCAGCAUUUCAAACAUAUUCCUGACACAAACAUGUGGGAGUUCUCUCCAGGAAAAGAGCUACCCGGGUCCCGCGUUGGACUUCAAGCUCUGACAGACACCCAGCAGUGUUUGUUUGGCCGUGCAGUGCCAGUACUCAGAAUGGCGUCCCGGUCGUUGUCCUCAAGCCUCAGUAUGAAGAUCAGCCUGCUGGCAAUCGCCUGCCUCAGCUACCCAGUGGUCAUGUUCUCCUUUAAGCAGAUGACUGAGUGGAUCCAAAACUAUACCGACAGUUUAAAGGAGAAGACGAAGGACCUGAGGCGUCAGAGACAGCGGGCCGAAGACCUGCUGCACCAAAUGCUGCCAAAAUCCGUAGCCAAACAGCUUCGCCGGCAUAAACAUGUAGAGGCCGAGAGCUAUGAGAAGGUGACAAUUUUUUUCUCAGACAUCGUUGGCUUCACCUCCAUCUCAGCAUCCUGUACUCCUCUACAAGUGGUGGAAAUGCUCAACAACCUCUACAUGUGUUUUGACACACGCAUCGACUCUUAUGACGUGUACAAGGUUGAAACAAUUGGUGAUGCAUACAUGGUGGUGAGUGGUCUACCGGAGAGGAAUGGGGACAGACAUGCUGAUGAGAUUGCUAAAAUGGCUCUGGAUCUGGUUGCAGCUGUCAGACAGGUGUCCAUCCCUCACAUGCCCAACCAGAGGCUGCAGCUUCGAGCUGGAAUCCACACAGGUCCAUGUGUGGCCGGAAUAGUGGGCUACAAGAUGCCAAGAUAUUGUCUGUUUGGGGAUACGGUGAACACGGCAUCUAGAAUGGAGUCUACCAGCCUGCCUCAGAGAAUCCAUACGAGCUCGGAAACGUACUUGGCCCUUGUCAAAGACAACGCCUACGAGCUGGAGCUCCGUGGAGAGAUUGAAGUUAAGGGUAAAGGCAAAAUGAGCACUUACUGGUUGAUUGGCCAUAAAAACUACAGUGUCCAGAAUAACAGUCUGGUUUGCCAUUGGAAUCCCAACAAGGCGAGGAAAAAGAAGGCAGUAGCAAGCAGUGAUGUCUCUGUGGACAAUUCAUCAGUGACGGUGCAGAGCCUCAGUGAAAACGCCACCACCCCAGUCUCCCUUCCGUCCUCAGUGUCCCAUCAAACCCCACCACAGCCUCGAUCUGAUCAGCCAGGCCUGAGUGUAACAGUUCAGAUGGGGCCUUCAGGCAGCAGCGAUGGCACCCCAGACUCCAUGAUUGGGGGACUGCAGGGAAGGUUGGAGCCCUCUCAGCCUUGCCAAUCCAGAAGCAAUGGUGAAGACAAACAUGACCUUCUGCCUGGCUAUGAAAACUACAACAACAACAACCUCCUUAGGCAGCCCUGGACAUUAUUUAGCAGAAUUAGGGAGUCAUAACAACAUUGUUUGUCUUUGUUGGUAUAGCGUGUUUAGUACGUCUACCUCACAGCUAGGUGAUCCUGGGUUCGAAUCUCGGCUCAGGCCUCUCUGUGGAGUUUUCAUGUUCUUUCAUUGCUUGCGUGGCUUUCCACAAACAUGCAUGUUGACUACCAAACCCAUAUGUGUGAAAGUUUAUUUGUCAGUGUGUACCCUGUGAUCGCCUGGUGACCAGUCCAGGGUUUAGUUUGCCUUUUGCCCGCAGUCAGAUAGGAUAGGUUCCAGCUCACCUGUGACCCUAACAUGAUAAGCGGUGCAGAAAACGGAAUGGGCUCAUUCCUUAGUUUUCUUUUUCCAUUAAAGGUUUUGUACUAUGUCCACCAGAGGGCCCCCAAGACCUGCUGAAAAACCCAGUCAGCACUUUACCUCGGUGUGUGCCAAUUUAGGACUGCAGCGAUAUCUUACACUCAGUUUGUACGCAGCAGUAUUACUCAGUGUCAAAACGUUUUACAAAAUCAUUGGGCUUUGGUGUCUGAUUGACUUUUAAGAGCAGUCAUACAGCCAUAGUCAUCACUAUGCAUCAUCAGAUGUUGUAAAUACUACAGACUAAAUGGCUCUUAUUCUUAUUUACAUCAUUUUUAUUGACUUAUUUAGAUAACGUUCUAGUCUACACAGCCGUCUAUUUCACUCAAACAUGCAAUACAGUAAUCCCUUGCCGCUUCGCACUUCGAAUUUCGUGACUUCCCUCGAUUAUGGUUUUUCAAAAAUGUAAUAAUGAAGAAAUCGUGCUGUUUCAUGGCUGAAUACGUACGGAGCCCCGGAGGGGACAUUGAGAAAAAAAUAUGAUGGGUAAAAAAAACAAACAAACAACAAACUUUUUCGAGGUAACGCAAAAGAGACUGCGGUAAAGUUAGAAACAUAUUCACAUACUCACACUUCAUCAAUAACGCAAUAACUCUCAAGUGAAUGGUUCUAACACAGUAAACCAUACCUCUUUCCAACCGUGGCAACACAGACAAACAGCUACAACCCAGUUUUUAUCAAAACGAGCCGCCUUCUGUGCAGUCUGACUUAUAUUGAUCUCUAUGAGAAGCCGGCCGCGAGACCGGAGCGCAGGGACCGUCUACAAAUGUCUUCUUUUUCUUCUGUAUUCUGUACUUCUGUGAAUAUGUCUGAAAUGGCUUAUUUACGUUUAUUAUGUCUACUAUAUUGCCUAAUAUUAUAAUUAUAUAUAACUGGGUAAUAUAACAUUGGGUUGUAAGCUCUGCUGCUUCCGACUCCUUUUUGUGGAACUGUUGCAUUCCUAUGUAAAUUUGUAGGCGUGAAAUAAACAAACUGAACUGAAUAGGGAUGUAAAGGUGACUAUAGAGGUGUUAGUUCAUGUCUAGAGUGCUGUAGUAAUGUUAAAAACUGUGUUUUUUAUGCUCUAACUACAAAAAAUAUAAUAAGUAAUAAUACUGUAUAAAUGUAUACGGAAUCCUACUUUGCGGAAAUUCACUUAUCACAGUCGGGUCUGGAACCAAUUAGCCGGGAUAAAUGAGGGAUUACUGUACUAUUAUUGUCCAUAAUCUUUGUCUAUGAAUGUACUUGAUGGAUCAGUUUUAUAUCAUACAUACAUACAUACAGUUUUCCCCAUGAGUUUUUAAUCUCACUUAUGUGUUAAAAUAGUACAUGUUCUACUACAUGUGUACAUGUACACGUGUUAAUAUUGUACAUUACAGUAGGUAAAUGUCUUUCAGUGAUGUGCAUACUACAGGGCGACAGGGGUGAAUGCACAGCAACGUCCGAAUGCUAAAAAUAUAGAAAUGAUUAAAAUCAAACACGCACAAAUGCCAUAAAACAAAUGCAACAGUUGUGCCAACGUAAUAGUAGUUUUCAGUGGUGUAAACAAGCUGCGCAAGAUCAUACUGAGAGGGGUUCAUAAUAUUUUGGUCAUGCUAUUAUAAUUAUGAAGUGAACAGUGGGGGUCUUCGCAGCCUGAGACCACGCCGCUGAACAACAUCUGAACCCAGUAGGAGGCCAGUUGGAGGGAAAAUGUUGCUAAAGAGCUUUUAAUGACAUUCUUAAUGUCUUCAAGACAGUUCAACUUCGUCUGUUGCUUUCAGAGCAAUUCGGUGUUGUGCUGUGUUGCACUCCCAGCUACUUUCACAUACUGUUUGACUUAAUGUGGCAAAUCUGAAACAAAUAGCAACACAAAUGGCAAACGAGAGUAAACAUGAAAGAUCUAAGUCGUCAGCGUUGGGCACAGCCUUAGAACUGAAUUGUUGCUGUCCACUGAUAACCCAGUUCAAGCCGUGUUACGAUGAUUUUGACUUUUUAUAAUAUAUCGCGAUUCUGUAUGUAUCUAAACAACCCAUAUCUCCACCGAUGUCCUUUAGACGCAUCAUUCCGCUUCAGCGCACAGAAGACACUGUUGUGAGAGAGCCUUUACUUUGUUUUUAGUAGAACGAGUGCUGACA
Messenger RNA from Dunckerocampus dactyliophorus (ringed pipefish), 4995 nucleotides. RefSeq lists its product as uncharacterized. The record is from RefSeq and is a predicted model, not a curated record. Lineage: Eukaryota; Metazoa; Chordata; Actinopteri; Syngnathiformes; Syngnathidae. The transcript is spliced from 8 exons. Gene Ontology annotation, biological process: intracellular signal transduction; cGMP biosynthetic process; receptor guanylyl cyclase signaling pathway. Gene Ontology annotation, molecular function: peptide receptor activity; guanylate cyclase activity. Bases 317 to 2557 code for a protein of 746 amino acids.